This is a messenger RNA of Teleopsis dalmanni, 2508 nucleotides long. Its product is annotated as facilitated trehalose transporter Tret1. The record is from RefSeq and is a predicted model, not a curated record. Gene Ontology annotation, molecular function: transmembrane transporter activity. The transcript has 9 exons. Gene Ontology annotation, cellular component: membrane. Bases 164 to 2407 code for a protein of 747 amino acids. NCBI's taxonomy places the organism in Eukaryota, Metazoa, Arthropoda, Insecta, Diptera, Diopsidae. Gene Ontology annotation, biological process: transmembrane transport.
CAGUUGUUGUUUAACCGUGGCACGAUGAUUACUGAAGCUUAAAACCAAAACAAUUUCGGCUUUAAUCGAUUAAUUUUAAACUUAACAAUUUAAAAAAAUGCUACCGAGUAUAAUUUAUUAGUCAAUUUGUUUAACCCUAGUUCACAUAUAAAUGUAAACUGCGAUGGCAGAUACUCACAGAACGCUUAAUAGAUCCGUCAAUGAUCGUCCAUUGUUUAUGCAAAACAGGCACAGAUGUUCGAUUAGCGACACACAGGAAAUUAGUGAAUUUCGUCGGGCUCUGCCGCAGUUUUUAGCCGUUAGUGUAAAAAAUAUUUUACUAUUUGUCUAUGGUAUGACACUUGGUUUUCCAACAAUUGUUAUACCAGCCAUACAAGGUGGCGAUGGUCGUGAGCCUAGUGAUAUAGUAUUAAAUAGGGAUCAAAUAUCAUGGUUUAGUUCUAUAAACUUAAUAUGUGUGCCUUUGGGUUGUCUAUUUUCAGGCGCGUUGACACAGCCAUUUGGAAAGCGUAAAGCUAUGCAGAUUGUCAAUUUACCAAUCUUAGCAUCGUGGCUCCUUUUUCAUUUUGCGACUAGGACAGAACACUUGUAUGCAGCUUUGUGUUUAAGUGGUCUUGGAGGAGGUCUAAUGGAAGCCGCAGUUCUAACCUAUGUUGCUGAAAUAACAGAACCUAAAUAUCGUGGUAUCUUAUCGGCGCUUGGGUCAACUUGUGUUAUCUUAGGUGUUUUCAUACAAUUCAUAAUGGGCUCAUUUAUGGAUUGGCGCACAAUAGCGGCAGUAAGCUCGGCUUUCCCAGUAAUCUGUAUAGUUGCACUAUGCUUUAUACCUGAGAGCCCUACUUGGCUUAUACGAGAGCAACGUUUUCGUGAAGCUGUGAAAUCUUUGCAAUGGUUACGUGGUUGGGUGUCAGAACAUAAAAUUGAAUCAGAAUUUAAUCGAUUAUAUGAUGAGCUGAUUACACAGCCAGCUUUUGAAGAAGCUGAGGAAAAUGGACCAGUCAAACCCACUAAAUGUGCAAGUCGGAUUAGAAUGUUUCGUAAACGUUCGUUUCUUGUGCCAUUUUUGUUAGUUGCAUUCACGUUUUUUACAGGGCACUUUUCUGGCAAAACACCAUUGCAAACAUAUGCAGUACAGAUUUUUCACACUUUAAAAGCACCGAUCAACAAAUAUCACGCUACAAUACUGUUAGGUGUGGCCGAAUUAAUAGCAACAGUUCUCUGUGUAUUUCUAAUACACUUUACUGGGAAGCGUCCUUUAGUUUUGAUAUCGACAAUUGGUGUGGGUUUUUGUUUUUUUGGUACUGCUACUUAUGCGCAUUAUUUAAAAAUUGUACCAGGCUUUGCUGUGAAUAACGUUGUUAUUAAUGCUUCAUCCAUUGUUGCUAAAGAAAAUAUUAUCUCCGGUGACAACAUAACUCAAAUAUUUGAAAAAGAAGAGAAAGCUUUGUUACUUGCAACUAAAUCAUUAGAAGCACCUAAUUCGAAGUAUGAUCAAAGCAAUUCUACUGAUACAGUUGAAGACUUUACAACCAUUCUACCUGUUAUCGAAUACAAUCGCACUAAACGCGAGGAAGCUGUUUUAGAAAAUUACGAAUUAUAUGGGAACGAAAGUAACAAUAAAAAUUUAACAUUUUUGGAGCUGCCAUUAGACUACGGAGAAGCUAAUGACACUAACAAAAAUGUUUCAUAUGUUUUAGAUGACUUUGACUCAGGAGAAGAUAAUACUACAGUAAAAAAUACAAGCAAUUUAAAACAAUUUGAAGCAGCUAUUAUUUCAGGCAAUGCAACAAACAAUAGAGCUGAGAAAUUGCCUUCAACUAAUGAAGUUGUUAACGAAAUUCUCUUACCAGUGCCUAAACAAGAAAAGAACAGAUUAGUGUGGCUUCCAUUAAUUCUACUUUUAGGAUCAGCUUUUUUUGCGCAUUGCGGAAUACGUAUGAUACCUUGGAUUCUGAUUGGUGAGGUUUUCCCUGCACCGGUUAGAAGUACAGCAUCAGGCUUAGUAAGCGGUGUUGGUUAUAUAUUUGGUUUUCUUGCAAAUAAACUCUUUUUACAAAUGUUAACAACUCUUACUAUGCCUGGCACGUUUUGGUUUUAUUCUGGAGUAGCUUUUCUUGGCGCUGUCGUUCUAUAUUUUAUUUUACCAGAAACUGAGGGUCGUACUUUAGGGGAAAUAGAGGCUCACUUUUCAAAAAAAUCGAAAACAAAUUUACUUAGCAAAGAUUGGCAAAAUAAUAACAAGAUCUCAAUCACACAAAUGGAUAAUUUACAGAACCUACAAAUCGCAAUGGAUCGGCAGACACAGACAAAGGUCUUGCAAUUGCAACAAAGUGAUUUUAUACCCAGCGAAGCAACAAUGGGGAAAACAAACUUAGCUUACGAGGAAAAUAAUACGACACAUCUAUAAUGUGGCAAUAGUAUUUGUUAACAAGUACACAGUAUUUCAAUGAGGCGUUUUUUAAAAACCUAGAGUUUUAGAUAAAAAUUAGGAAAACAUUUAUCUAAGUA